AUGGGGGAGGCUUCUCCCGCGGAGUCCGCGCCUGCGCGGUGCGCUCCUUCCGCUGGCCCCAGCGCGCCACCCGACGGGGCUGGGCCCCGCGCGGCGAUGGCGGAAUCCGCGGAAGACCUGGCGGACCUGCUCAUUCAGGUCCGCCGAAGCGUCCUUUAUUACGUUGUUCGAAUAUCUAGCGAAUGUCACGCGCACCCACCUCCCCCUCCUCUCGCGCAUCUCUCCACUUCGUGUACCCCUCGUCUCCCCGCCCCCGCACGCUACCCCACUGUUUGCCCCCAUCCUGCCCGAUUUUUCUCCCCACUUCCCGCUCUCUCCACCGUGUCUUCCCCUUGUCUCCCCUCAAUCUCCCCGCGAUUUCCUCCUCCCCUCCCCUCUCUCCCCCACCCCCUCAACGUACAGUGCGCGCGGUACGGGGACAUGGAGGACGUGGCAGCAGCGCUGGACGGCGGGGCUGAUGCUGGCGUGGCGGACGAUGAGGGGCGCACAGGUGAGGCGGGGGAGUGUGGGUGGGGGGAUGAGGGGCGCACAGGUGAGGCGGGGGAGUGUGGGUGGGGGGAUGAGGGGCGCACAGGUGAGGCGGGGGAGUGUGGGUGGGGGGAUGAGGGGCGCACAGGUGAGGCGGGGGAGUGUGGAUGGGGGGAUGAGGGGCGCACAGGUGAGGCGGGGGAGUGUGGGUGGGGGGAUGAGGGGCGUACAGGUGGGGGAGGAGGGAUGAGGGGCGCACAGGUUGGGGGGUGGAGUGAGGGGCGCAUAGAUUGGGGGGGGCGGAUGAGGGGCGCACAGUGUGCCAUGCGCACGUUCAGCGCUGCACAUGUUGUAACCUCUUUCCCCCACCCCCUCCCUGUGCCAUGCGUGCAUACAUGGCAUAACCCUUUCCCACACCCCCUCCCUGUGCCACGCAUGAAUGCAUCGCUGCACAUGGCAGCAGCCAAUGGCCACACAGAGAUCGCUCGCCUGCUCAUCCAACGAGGGGCUGUGAGUGUCUUCCCUUCCACUGCCCCCUCCUCCUUGGCCCUCCCCCCUUGGCCCUCCCCCCUUGGCCCUCCCCCCUUGGCCCUCCCCCCUUGGCCCUCCCCCCUUGGCCCACCCCACCCCCCCAAUACCCACUUCCCUGCUGAUCCAACAAGGCUCGGUGAGCUCCCCUUGCUGCGCUGCUCCCCCCGGCUGUCCACCAAUCCUGCUGCAAUGGCUGCUAAUGCCCCUCCCUCCCUGCUGUCCCUUCCUUCUGCCUCUAAUCCAUGUGAGCCGCGUGCCCCUCCCGUCUAUGCUCCUUCCCAUCCCACGCUGUACCCUGUACACCAUGCGCCCCUUGCUCGUGCAACCCUUGAACCCGGGCCCCUUGUCUCUCAGCCAGUGAAUGCAGUGAACCGGCAGGGCAACACACCGCUGCACUGGGCGGCUGUUAAUGGCAGGGACUCGAUGGUGCAUUUGCUCAUCACUGCUGGAGCCAACCCCUCCGCCCUCAACAGCCACGAGCGCACGCCAGUGGAUGAGGCGAUUCACAGCAACAACCAGCUCACCCUAGACGCCAUCAACACUGCCGUUGCCACGCGGGAUGCUGCGAGCUUGACUGUCGCGGGCAGCCACGGCGACGACACAGGGGGCGAUGGCGAUGGGGGAGAUGAAGCCACGAAUAUCAUGGCGUGA
Molecule: messenger RNA, 1650 nt
Organism: Closterium sp. NIES-65
Lineage: Eukaryota; Viridiplantae; Streptophyta; Zygnematophyceae; Desmidiales; Closteriaceae
Source: the annotation of a GenBank genome assembly